AUGCAUCUUCCUGACAGCCUGCAGGACCUGGCGGACAGUGAGGCUGUGCGCUUUCUGAGGAGACCAAAGAGCAUCUUGAGGAUCUGCGGAGGGGUCUUUUCCCUGAUCGUCUUUUCCUCUCUACUAACUGAUGGUUACCAGAACAGGGCGGAGUCUCCUCAGCUCCACUGCGUCCUCAACAGCAAUCACGUGGCCUGUAGCUUCGCAGUUGGAGCUGGCUUCCUGUCCUUCCUCAGCUGCUUGGUCUUCCUUGCCCUAGACGCCGGCGAGAGCCGCAUCACAGGCACCCGCUUUAAGACAGCCUUCCAGCUCUUGGACUUCAUCCUGGCUGUCCUCUGGGCAGGUGUCUGGUUUGUGGCCUUCUGCUUCCUAGCUCGCCAGUGGCAGCAUUCGAAGUUCAAGCAUUUCCUCUUGGGGAACAGCAGCGCCAAGGCAGCCAUUGCCUUUGCUUUCUUCUCCGUCCCUGUCUGGAUAUUCCAGGCCUACCUGGCCUUCCAGGACCUCCGAGAUGAGGCUCCAGUCCCCUACAAGCGCUCCCUGGAUGAAGGUGGUGUAGUGCUGAACACCCUCUCCCCAUCAUCCACCACCAGCCCUGCCAACCCUCCUACCGCAGGCCCCAACAGUGUGAGUUACAGCAGCUCAGCUCUGUCCCCCUACCUGACGGCUUCAAAGGCCCCCCGCCUGGCUAUGAUGCCAGACAGCUAAACAUCCUUACCUGCAUCAGUAAAGAGCUCUUCUCCCUCUGAGGGGUUUCUGAGUAA
Molecule: messenger RNA, 761 nt
Organism: Phodopus roborovskii (desert hamster)
Lineage: Eukaryota; Metazoa; Chordata; Mammalia; Rodentia; Cricetidae
Gene: Syngr4
Product: synaptogyrin 4
Exons: 4
Coding region: 1-705 (234 amino acids)
Cellular component (GO): synaptic vesicle membrane; neuromuscular junction
Source: RefSeq, a predicted model, not a curated record